This is a messenger RNA of Endocarpon pusillum Z07020, 837 nucleotides long. RefSeq lists its product as uncharacterized. The transcript has 3 exons. The record is from RefSeq and is a predicted model, not a curated record. NCBI's taxonomy places the organism in Eukaryota, Fungi, Ascomycota, Eurotiomycetes, Verrucariales, Verrucariaceae. The coding region runs from base 1 to 837 and encodes 278 amino acids.
AUGGAUCAAUACGCCCCUCCACCUGGUCCGCCUCCUCCGCAAGUCCCCCCCGGCUGGAAAGCUCAGUUCAACGAGCAAUACAGAGAAUGGUGCGUCAUCAUCUCAGACUCAGUUCUACGUCAAUCUGCAUACGAAACAGUCGCAAUGGGACCGGCCCAGCUCACCGGCGCGUCCCCUCUCAUCCGAAGGCGGUCCCACCGGCCCACCACCCGGCUACGCUGGAUCCGACAACCCCCUGCUCUAUCCCACGCUUCAGAUACCAAGAAGCCAUUCGACUCGAACAACCCGUACGGUGCCGGCGCGACCGCCGAAGACGACGCAGCGCUGGCGGCACGACUCCAAGCCGAAGGGCAGGCGGGCGGAGCCCAAGACCGGACAUGCCGAGCUUGGGCGCAAGCAACGACUACUACGCCCAGGCUCCGCUGCCGCAUGGUCACGGUCACGGGCAAUCGCCGGGCCAGGGCGCCGCUCCACCAGGCAUCCACGGCGGGUAUCCCGGCGCGCCCUCGGCUCCGCAGGCGGGUGAAGACAACCGAGCGCACAAGAGCGGAGGCGGGGAACUCAGGAGGCUAUGGCGGCUACCCGCAGCAAGGUGCCUAUGGCCAUCAGCCCGGACACGGCGCUGGUGGCAUGCUGGGCGGCCUGAUGGGUGGUGGCGGCAGCCACGGCGGCGGGAUGAUGGGCGGAAGCCACGGCGCCGGCAUGAUGGGUCACGCACCGCCCCGGAAGGGCAUGGGGGCCGGUGGCGCCGCCGCGUUGGGUGUCGGUGGUGGGGUCGUGGGUGGCAUGAUGCUGGCGGAUGCGAUGCACGAUUCCGAUCACGAGGAGCGGUGGUGA